ACUCAUUAGCGUCAGAAUGCAAAGUUCUGUGUGGCUCGUGGUUCUGGUGGUCCUGCGGGCGGCUGAAUGUGCAGCGCAGCCCCGAGGCCGGAUUCUGGGUGGCCAGGAGGCCAAGGCUCAUACUUGGCCCUACAUGGCUUCGGUGCAGGUGAACGGAACACACGUGUGCGGUGGCACCCUGGUGGAUGAGCAGUGGGUGUUGAGUGCUGCGCACUGCAUGGACGGAGUGACCACGAAUGAGAUUGUGCAAGUGCUCCUGGGUGCCCACUCCCUGUCGAUGCCUGAACCCUCCAAGCGGCUGUACGACGUGCAAAGUGCAGUGCAUCACCCGGGAAGCCGGUCCGACCGCAUUGAGGACGACCUUCUCCUCUUGCAGCUGUCCCAGAAUGUCUCGCUGGGCCCCUACGUGCACCCUCUGCCCUUGCAACGCGAAGACCGAGACUUGCCCCCCGGAACGCUCUGCCAUGUGGCCGGUUGGGGUGUGGUCAGCCACGCAGGCCGAAGGCCCGACGUCCUGCAAACCCUGACAGUGCCAAUCAUGGACCGGAACACCUGCAAUCAGCGCGUGCAUCACGACGGGGCCGUCACCAAGAACAUGAUGUGUGCAGAGAGCAACCGCAGGGACACCUGCAGGGGAGACUCCGGUGGCCCUCUGGUGUGCAGAAACACGGUCGAGGGUAUUGUCGCGUGGGGCUCGCGAGUCUGUGGAAACCGCAAGAAGCCGGGCGUCUUUACCCGCGUGUCGACCUACACAGAUUGGAUCGAAAACGUCAGGAAUGGUAACUUGACGAUCUGAGGGGACCUCGGAGACACGUGUCUCACAAUAAAUGCAUCUGUCUGA
This is a messenger RNA of Microtus ochrogaster (prairie vole), 841 nucleotides long. RefSeq names its product complement factor D (gene Cfd). Gene Ontology annotation, molecular function: serine-type endopeptidase activity. Gene Ontology annotation, biological process: proteolysis. NCBI's taxonomy places the organism in Eukaryota, Metazoa, Chordata, Mammalia, Rodentia, Cricetidae. The record is from RefSeq and is a predicted model, not a curated record.